Messenger RNA from Castor canadensis (American beaver), 1023 nucleotides. The record is from RefSeq and is a predicted model, not a curated record. Lineage: Eukaryota; Metazoa; Chordata; Mammalia; Rodentia; Castoridae.
GAGGGCGCUCGAGGCUGCUGGAAAGCGAGCCAGCUAAGGAGGCGGGGAGGCGGCGGCCGCACUCGCUGGCCUGCUCGCUCUCUUCCCGGCGGGUUCACUGCUGCGCUUCCUGCUUGCCAGCCGCUCCGUGGCUCGCCGCCCAUCGACCGGGUCCCGGCUCAGCUCGGGAGUCCUAAGCUCCCGCGGACACCGUGCGCAGGGCGAGCCGGCGCCACACCUGUGGAGCCCUUGGCCGUCGGCGGGUGCCGGCCAAGGUCCCGCGGCGUGCGUGGUCAGGUCGCCGGCCGUCUGAGCCCGGGGAGGCGCGCCCCGCGGCUGGGCUCCUCCGGCAGCAUGGGGCUCCCCGCGCUCGAGUUCAGCGACUGCUGCCUCGACAGCCCGCACUUCCGAGAGACGCUCAAGUCGCACGAAGCCGAGCUGGACAAGACCAACAAAUUCAUCAAGGAGCUCAUCAAGGACGGGAAGUCACUCAUCACUGCGCUCAAAAAUUUGUCCUCAGCAAAGCGGAAGUUUGCAGAUUCCUUAAAUGAAUUUAAAUUUCAGUGCAUAGGAGAUGCAGAAACAGAUGACGAGAUGUGCAUUGCAAGGUCUUUGCAGGAGUUUGCUACUGUCCUCAGGAAUCUCGAAGAUGAACGGAUUCGGAUGGUGAGUAUGGCUGGGCUGUUCUUGGUCUCAGACAGUAUGUACAUAUUGAGGGAGCAAGGGAUUUGUUGUCACAAGACCCAGGUUCAGGUCCACACUCUGCCUCCAGACUUCUUGAGCUGUGAAGCUUUGACAUUGCAGGUUUUAGCCUGUCAUAGGAUUAUUGUCAUGCAAUCCUGGAAUAGCAUUAUCAACUUCCUAAAUGUUUCCUUGCAAGCACGAGGCCCUAAGUUCAAUCCCCAGUACUCCAUUAAGGGAGCAAGAAUUGAGAAAGUAGAAAGGAUUCACUAUUCACUGUAGGUCUCUACAUAAGGUACAGGAUUUAGGAGUAGAGUUUUUGAAUGAUUUAACUUUUGAGGGUCCCAGAUUCUUUACCAUCAG